Molecule: messenger RNA, 2241 nt
Organism: Cladophialophora psammophila CBS 110553
Lineage: Eukaryota; Fungi; Ascomycota; Eurotiomycetes; Chaetothyriales; Herpotrichiellaceae
Exons: 2
Coding region: 1-2241 (746 amino acids)
Biological process (GO): GPI anchor biosynthetic process
Cellular component (GO): endoplasmic reticulum membrane
Molecular function (GO): alpha-1,2-mannosyltransferase activity
Source: RefSeq, a predicted model, not a curated record
AUGGCGGCCGAAGCUGUGCGCCCACAGGAUGAAAAUGCAGUGGCCGUCCGUCGCAGACACACUUCGUCUCCUCCCACGGCGCGACAAUCGUUCUCUAUUGCGCCCCAUAACGUCUUCCUGUUCCUAGUUGGAUUUCGGGUGGUCAACGCUUUGACGACAAGGACGUUCUUUCAACCAGAUGAAUACUUUCAAGCGUUGGAGCCAGCAUGGCAGUGGGCGUUUGGAGAAGGCGCAGGAGCAUGGAUAACAUGGGAGUGGAAGAACCAUCUGCGAUCUGCAAUACACCCUGCAAUCUUCGGACUCUGUUACCAACUAGCGGACUCCGUUGCCGAGCACCUGAUGCUGCAGAACCCUAUGCGCUCGGAGGUCCUGCUUGCUGCUCCCAAGACCUUGCAGGCCAUCUUUGCCGCGACGGCGGAUUUCUACACCUGGAGACUUGCAUCCUCGGUUUAUGGAGACGGCUCGACGGCAUCUCUGGCAACUCUUCUCUUGACUGUCGUUAGCCCGUGGCAAUGGUUUUGUUCGACACGAACAUUCUCAAAUUCGCUGGAAACGACCUUGACGAUUAUCGCGCUAUAUAAUUGGCCCUGGAAUCGGACUCUGCCACACGAUGGAAACGACGAUGCACUCAAAACCAAGCAGGAGAAGAAGAGAAUCCUCACUCAAGACAAUUCUACAACCGAAAAAGCUUCUGCAGACGAGGUGACACGCCUCAGGAGAGCGUUGCUCUGUGCUGCAGUGGCUACAAUCCUGCGGCCCACGAAUAUUCUCAUUUGGAUGAUCCUCACAUUUCUCACAUUCGUUCGGGACUGGAAUUCGAUAGGCCUCAACUGGGUGGAAUGUAUUGUGUUCUUCCGCGAAACAGUUCUCUGUGGGGGCAUUAUUUUACUCUCUUCAGCCAUACUUGAUCGGAUAUGCUACGAUGCAUGGGUCUUCCCACCCUUGAAUUUCCUCCGGAUCAAUGUCGUUCAAUCGUUGGCAACAUUCUACGGUAAUAACGAUUGGCAUUACUACGUCUCUCAGGGGUAUCCUCUGCUCCUUACGACGGCGCUACCGUUUACAAUGAUCGGAUUGUUUCGAGUCUUGAGCUCCUCGAAAGAUCCGUCUUUUGCCCAAACACCUCCAGCAGGCCGCAAUGCACUCUAUUCUUUAUCCAUCACAUGUCUUCUCGUCCCAGCGGCCUUCUCAGUCAUCGCACAUAAGGAGGUGCGCUUCAUCUAUCCCUUAUUGCCGGCUCUGCAUACUUUGACCGCCCUGCCGCUAGCGUCCUUCUUCCACCCAUUAACAAGUCGUUCCCCAUCGUUACACCUUGCAAAACGACUGUUACUCUUCCUCAUCUUGUCCUUGAAUUUCACGAUAUCAUUCUACACCACACAAAUCCACAACUCCGGCAUCAUUGGCCUGACCGAUUAUUUGCGCCACGAAUUCGAAAUGGUUUAUCUCGACUCUCCCAUGCCCUUGAGCAUGACGGUCGGCAUGCUCAUGCCCUGCCACUCCACCCCCUGGCGCUCUCAUUUACAAUAUCCCCCGUCCUCGACGCAUCCGGGAAUCCGAGCCUGGGCAUUAACAUGCGAACCACCGCUCAACCUAAAUGCAACCGAGAAAUCCAGCUAUCUAGACGAGGCAGACCAGUUCUACGCCAACCCGUCGAUUUGGAUAAAGAAACACAUGUCCCGCUAUCCUCCACACCACAAAGGUAACACUCAACCAGCUGGCUCGGUCUCAGGAAUCUUCGCCGCCCACAGUCAACAUGGGAAAAUUGACACCAUCCCCCGAGACAUCCUUGAAAGCGAACGCGCGGAGCAAUUCUGGCGUGGCGGCAGCGGUCAAGGUCGAAAGCCGUGGCCGGAUUAUCUCGUUUUCUUCGCCCAACUGGAACCGACCUUACAAGUGGUCUUACGAGGAAGCGGGUACGGCCAGUGCAAACGGCUAUUCAACUCUCACUGGCACGAUGACCGGAGGAGGCAGGGCGAUGUGGUUGUGUGGUGUCUCGACCCAGCGAAACAGAGGGAACCGAAGACGACCCUACAAGGGGGGAAUGUCGGAUCACGGACCGUUGGAAUGGAGGAAAUCGAAGACGCGAUUCACGACCCUGAUACCGGUACGGGGAGGAUAGGGCAGAAGGUGCUGGGCGGUGGCGCGAAGACCAGGAAGGCAAAGGAGGAUCACCGGGAAACGGACAGAACGAGGACGAGGGUCGUAGAGAAACCUUUCUGGAAAGUCCGAGAGCCAGACGACUGA